GGUGAACAAUCUCACCACGGGCGCUGCGAUAGUUCCUGUCGCACCAACACCAUACAAGUACAAUUUCUCGUGUGUCGCCCGUCCGUAAAAUUUUUGUCAAACUUCGCAUUUGUCAAAUUAAAUCUAGCAAAUUAGUGGAAUAGGAGUCGGUUCAACGCAUCAAAACAAACAUUGAUUUCGCGUUUCCGUGCACAGCAAGUGCGAAUGUAGAUGGGACGUGGUCCCGGGGGCGCCAGCAAGCAACCAAAAGGGCACGCAAGAGGCUGACAAUCGUGAAAAUCUGGUGGAAAAGGAGGAAAGAAAAAUGGCGCUGACAGCGGUGAGGUUAAAAAAAGUUGGGAACACUGACGUCGUUGAAGUGAGUGCUGGCAGCGGCGGCGACGGCGAAGUCGAGUGUGAGGAUGGUGGCGGUGGUGGCGACGAUGCACUUAUAGACGAGUGUAGUAGUGGUGGUGGUGGUGAAGUUGCCGUGGAUGCUGGUGACGGCGAGGGCGACACUGGCGGUACGACGGACUGUGGCGACGAGCCCGCCAAGGAAAUAUUGGUAGAAGAAGCUCCUACCAAAACGGAAGCACCGAAGAAGUCUACAUCAUCAGUUAAAUACGAUUAUGCAGAAGAAUCGGCACCGUCAUCAGUUGCUAAAUACGAAAGUCAGGAAGAGUCGGCACCCGCUGCUACGAUAGCAAAUCGUAUUUUCACUAGUACACCAAAAGCUAUACAACUCACAUCAUCAUUAAAACGGAAUAACUCAUCGGGCGACACAAAUGAAAGACCUGUAAAGAAUGCGAAAUUCCCAGUGGUCUACGCUCUCACACCAUCGUCAACAGGUGGUUUGACGGGAGCCCAGCAACUCACACCUAUCACAAGACCCGUGACGCUUACUAAGAUUCAAAAUAUCACAACAAUGAGUGGUAGCGAGAACAAAACGUUUUCCGGGACUGGUGUCAAACUCGUUCCCGGGACCGUUAUCAAACUGGCGGGAAAUAAGAAAUUCACAAUACCAAUGAUUGGCGCGAAUGGGAAUUUCAACACAGGAGUCGCGAGGCGACCUACAAUCUACAUAAAAGCGCCAGUGAAAAAAACCAUUCGAACUGUCACAGAAGAAUUAAUUGCCAAAUCGCCAAAACUGCAUGUGGGCAUGUCGGCAGAAAGAUUGACAAUUCUGAAAAAUGUUGCCUUCCAAAAAGCGAAAAUCCCAUUCGUGGAUUUACUCAUAACGCUGAAAAAGCUGAGGUUGAACGAAAGCUUUGCCUUGCUGGCCGAGUAUUUCGAAUAUCCAGAAUCUGAGGUCGAGAAGAUUUUCUCGCGGACCGUUAUCAAGCUUGCGAAAUAUCUAAAGUUUCUGAUUCGAUGGCCGGACGGCGAGAAGUACUGCGAACGACACAAGAAUCUACCGAUCACGUUUCGUUCCAAACUCUCCUACGUUCAAUCGCUGAUUGAGUGCGUUGAGACUGAAAUUCGGCCUGAGGCUUGUCCGACCUUAGACACCAUAGAUUGUAAGUUCUUCAAGUUCAUCUUGGCAAUAACCCCGGCUGGCGUGAUCAGCUACGUUUCAGAAGCUUUCGUUGGCAAUCAUGACGAUCUGGCCAUAUUCAAUGCAUGCAAUUUUCAAAAUCUGAUUCCAAAAUAUUUAUCAUUGGUUGCGGAUCCUGGACAGGCAUUGGCCAAUCAUCGUAGCGAGUUCGAAACGGACAGCACGACAGAUUCGGCAGACGAGACGGAGGAGCAUAGUAUAAAGGAUGUGAAGAUGAGGCGGUUCACGUCGACGGGUGCGACGACAGCGGCGAACAAACUGAAUGCUUGCGCACAGCGUGCCAGCAACAAUUUGAAUAUUGUAAAUAGCCAAUUGACUUCGAGUAAAGUGAAAGAUUUUAGUAUUCCAACAUUGCGGGUACGUGAGCCAGCUUGUCGACAACAAAUUAGAGAUAUAAUUUAUACGUUAAGGGAAUUUAAAAUUCUGCAACCAUACGCAAUUUUAGAGCCACAUUUGUAUCAAUAUAUUAAUGAAAUUUUAGUUAUAGUGUCAGCCCUAACGAAUUUUCAAAGGUAAUAAAAAUGUUUCUUUCAUUUUUUCUGCAAGCACAAAA
Hermetia illucens (black soldier fly) is the source of this 2087-nucleotide messenger RNA. RefSeq lists its product as uncharacterized. The transcript is spliced from 3 exons. Lineage: Eukaryota; Metazoa; Arthropoda; Insecta; Diptera; Stratiomyidae. The record is from RefSeq and is a predicted model, not a curated record. The coding region runs from base 305 to 2050 and encodes 581 amino acids.